Molecule: messenger RNA, 1426 nt
Organism: Ochotona princeps (American pika)
Lineage: Eukaryota; Metazoa; Chordata; Mammalia; Lagomorpha; Ochotonidae
Gene: REEP1
Product: receptor accessory protein 1
Exons: 9
Coding region: 155-1033 (292 amino acids)
Biological process (GO): endoplasmic reticulum tubular network organization
Cellular component (GO): cytoplasmic microtubule; endoplasmic reticulum membrane; endoplasmic reticulum tubular network
Molecular function (GO): microtubule binding
Source: RefSeq, a predicted model, not a curated record
CCGGGCAGGGCGGCGGGCGCGCACAGUCUGGCGGCAGCGGCCGUGCGCGGACGGACGUGCCGGGAGCGCCGCAGCGCCCGCGCCGCCCGCAGCCCCGCAGCGUCGCUCCGCCCGGCGGGCCGCACCCGCCCGCCCGCUAGCUCGUUCGCUCGCCAUGGUGUCAUGGAUCAUCUCCAGGCUGGUGGUGCUUAUAUUUGGCACCCUUUACCCUGCAUAUUAUUCCUACAAGGCCGUGAAAUCAAAGGACAUUAAGGAAUAUGUCAAGUGGAUGAUGUACUGGAUUAUAUUUGCUCUUUUCACCACAGCAGAAACAUUCACUGACAUCUUCCUUUGUUGGUUUCCAUUCUAUUAUGAAUUAAAAAUAGCGUUUGUAGCCUGGCUGCUGUCUCCCUACACAAAGGGCUCCAGCCUCCUCUACAGGAAGUUUGUGCAUCCCACGCUGUCUUCCAAAGAAAAGGAGAUCGAUGAUUGCCUAGUCCAAGCAAAAGAUCGAAGUUAUGAUGCCCUCGUACACUUUGGGAAGCGGGGCUUGAACGUGGCUGCCACGGCAGCUGUGAUGGCUGCUUCCAAGGGACAGGGUGCCUUAUCCGAGAGACUCCGCAGCUUCAGCAUGCAGGACCUCACCACCAUCAGGGGCGAUGGGGCUCCUGCUCCUGCGGGCCCUCCUCCACCGGGGCCUGGACGGACCAGCGGCAAGCAUGGCCAGCCCAAGAUGUCCCGGAGUGCUUCCGAGAGCGCUGGCAGCUCAGUGUGUACCUGCUGCUCCACCUGCAGGACCAGGAAAGUGGUUGAGGGAGAUGUGAAUGAGGGUGGUGUGAAGGCAUGGGACCCCCACCGGGUCCAAAACCCAUUGGCGUUUUCUGACGAGGAGGAGGAAGAUCUGCUGGAUUUCAUGUACAAGUUUAAGGCACCACGCAGGACGGAAUUGCCCCUGGAGGUACACGGUGUCUGGGGCUGCGAGGCACCGCCUAGAAUCCUUCGAUCUCGCUUCAGGAAGAAAAGUACCUCAUCCUCGGCCACAGAAACCACGUGAGUGAGAGGAGCCAACAGCACCGGGGCCACAGAAUGUCUCUUCUCUGCCUUAAGAGCUACCCACUAACAACAGAAAUCCGCCAGCUGGCUGUGCUUGGAGCGUGCAGCCUCGCAGACCCCGCCUUUUCUCUCUCCCCACCUCCCUGUUGACGUCCAUUCUGUUUGUCGCUUUCCUGUUCCUUGGUUUGCAGGGGAGAGGCUAAAGGGAAAGGUAGGGGUGAGGAGUGACCUGUGAGGCUUCUGAAGUUGGUAGUUGCCCACGGCUGGAUCGCCACUGCACAUGGCAAUGUGUUUUAACAUAGGGCACAGACUCACCCCGACGCUGCUGAAAUGUACAUGUGUAAUUUAUUUGUUGCCUACGUAGUUUGUAGUCAUAUAAAUCAGGCAAUUUUUU